Messenger RNA from Cylindrotheca closterium, 429 nucleotides. The record is from the annotation of a GenBank genome assembly. Lineage: Eukaryota; Bacillariophyta; Bacillariophyceae; Bacillariales; Bacillariaceae.
AUGAUCUACUCAAAGAAAAUCAUCCUUUCGCUUCUAAUUCUCGUGGUAAGCCUACCACAAAAUGACGCACAAGGAGUGAGGGGCAGGGUGCAUGGUGGCCAUUACCUUCGUGCUAGUAGUACAGCAACCGAAGAUAAAUACGAUAGAACAGCAAAUGCUCACACAGUCAAUGUGAUUGGAGGAGGGAGGCAUUCGCAUGUGCGAUACACAGAAAAGACAAGAUCAUCAUCCACCGAAGAGUCUUCAGCUAGAGCUCCCGUUGUGGAUUCUCAUGCCAAGCUUUUGACCAUUUCACGACCAAAAGUUCCGUCACAAGUAGAGACUACGCCAUCCAAAAAGAAGUCACAGAAAAUGUCGUCUCGCAAAGCUGUCCUAUCAUUUGAGAAUCCUGUCCAAAAGACAGCAUUGACAAUGAAGCAAAGGGACUAA